AUGCGACCAGCUUUUCGGCAAGCCAGGACGCUGCUGAAUUACGACGCCCACGCCUCUAUUCCAGCUUUCCUCUGUCCAGUCCUUCUCAGGGCUCCAGUACCCACACCUCACCGCUCUACGAAACCGACUCAGGCUUCGCACAAGUUCUCGACAUCCGGACGAGCGCAACAUUCGGCCACUGCAACCCUCCAUUCCGCCGACGCUAUCGAGAGUCUGCCCCUCAAUGCACACUCGGCCAAUACGCCUCCCACCCGUAGAUCGUUACCCCGGGCCUGUCCAGGAUGUGGAGCACCAACCCAGAUUUACGACAAGAGGGAGGCCGGAUACUACAACAUAGAUAGGAAAGUGAUACGAGAGUACCUAGAGUGGGAUCCGAACACAGUACAAGCUGCGACGAAAGAAGAUGACAUCUACUCGAAAGCACUACAACAGGCAAGCCCCGAGCUGCUCAAAGAGCUGAGAAUCGAAGAGCAUGCUGCCGAAGUGCCUGAUGAGGACCAGUCUCCUCAAACUCCAGUGUGCGACCGCUGCCACAAGCUGGUACACCACCACGUGGGCACGCCCAUCCACCACCCCACUGUCGAGUCGAUCCAGCAGACCAUCGCCGAGUCACCUCACAGGCGCAACCACAUCUACCAUGUCGUAGACGCCGCCGACUUCCCCCUCUCAAUCAUCCCGAAUCUGCAGUCCUCCUUGCGUAUACCAAAGCUACGGACGCAGAACAGACGAGCAAAGCACAAGGGAUGGGUAGCGAACGACCGCAUCGCCGAAGUCAGCUUCAUCAUAACAAGAGCGGAUCUCCUGGCGCCAAAGAAAGAGCAGGUUGAUGUCCUGAUGCCAUACUUCACCGAAGUGCUUCGCGAUGCACUAGGAAGGACAAAUAAUAAAGCACGACUAGGCAACGUACGACUUGUCAGCGCAAAGCGAGGAUGGUGGACCAAGCAAGUCAAAGAAGAUAUCUGGGACCGCGGAGGUGCUGGCUGGAUGGUGGGCAAAGUAAACGUCGGAAAGUCGAACCUCUUCGAAGCUGUCUUUCCCAAGGGUCGAGGGGCAGAUUACCAGGAUGUGCGCAGGAUUCGCAGCACAACGGAAAGGGAAGCGAUGCUCACUAACGCAAAGUCGCUAGACGAGCUCACGCAGGUGCAGCAACAACUCGCUGAGGAGGAUGCAGAGACAGAGCGUUUGAAGAACAAACCGCAACAGCAUCUCCACCAGCCUCCAAAGGAACUCAAGGAAGAGGAGUUGGACGAGGAAGACUUCGAAGACCCUGACGCGCUCCUCCCACCACCACAACCAUACACACCUUACCCCGUCCUGCCCAUCGCCUCGUCACUCCCUGGAACAACUGCAUCCCCAAUUCGCAUCCCCUUUGGCCGCAACAGAGGCGAAUUGGUCGACCUGCCUGGACUCGCGCGUACAAACCCUGGGCUAGAAACCUUUGUCCAGCCCGACGAGCACGACGACCUCGUCAUGAAGAACCGCAUCAACUCGGAACGAUACACGCUCAAGCCUGGUCAGUCGCUAAUCCUCGGCGGCGGACUAAUACGAAUCACGCCCAAAACUGAGGAUCUAGUAUUUCUCGUGCACCCCUUCGUACCGAUCCACCCACACGUAACCCGCACUGAGAAAGCCAUCGACUACCAGAACCAGACCUCAGAAAGGCAGCUCCAACAUCCCUCCAUUCUCGCACCCAAUGUCGGCGACAAGAUGAACUCUGCCGGCAAAUUCCAGCUAAAAUGGGACGUGACGAAGAAACUCGCCGGGCCCAUGACCAGCGCUGUAGCAGGCAAAAUGAAACCCGAGAAUCUCCCCUUCCGCAUUUGGAGCACAGACAUCCUCAUCGAGGGCGUGGGCUGGGUCGAAAUCUCAGCUCAAACCCGCCGCCCCCAAGGCUGGAAACCAGUGGGCAUGAGCAAGAAAGAUCCCAAUCACGCACAGCAUGAGCGCCGCGCCUCACUGCGCCAACUCGACGAGUACAAAGAUCGCAAGUUUGCCACUAUCGCCAGAGCAGAGAGCGCUGGGGAAGACCCACAGGAUGCGCUUAGUGCAGAAUUUUACAAAGAGGACAUGGGCGAUCGCAUGGCGUCGUGGGAGGACGAUUAUCCCGAAGUCGAGGUUUUCUCGCCGCUGGGCAAGUUUGUUGGGCAGCGUAGGCCCAUGUGUGCUAGUACGGUUAGUGGUCCAAAGCAAAUUGCCAGUCGGGACCGCAAGGCCAGGCCGAGGAGGAGUAUGGUUAGUGUGAAGAGGCAGCGGAAACCGGGUGGUGGUGGGGAGUAA
Cucurbitaria berberidis CBS 394.84 is the source of this 2277-nucleotide messenger RNA. RefSeq lists its product as uncharacterized. Bases 1 to 2277 code for a protein of 758 amino acids. The transcript has a single exon. Lineage: Eukaryota; Fungi; Ascomycota; Dothideomycetes; Pleosporales; Cucurbitariaceae. Gene Ontology annotation, cellular component: mitochondrion. The record is from RefSeq and is a predicted model, not a curated record.